AUGGCGCCUCGGAACGUGUUGCCGUUGCACAAGAAGGAUACCGAAUCAUCGCCCAGCGAGCCAACGAAAAGCGAAGACACAUCAAGACGUCAGCAUCGCCAUCUCCACCACCACCAUGCACACAGAAGGCACACUUGGAUCACGAACAAAUGGCGAAACGAAUUGGUUGCCAUGGUCGCUGAGUUUGCAGGAACCUUCAUGUUCCUCUUUUUUGCCUUUGGUGGGACUUCUGUUGCCAAUACGGCUGCGACAUUCAGUGAUGCAGCCACCGCUGGCCAGCAAUCAAAUAGUAUUAGUCAAGCGCCAAAUACAGGUGUGCUGUUGUACAUCAGUUUGAUCUUCGGAUUCAGCUUGAUGGUCAACGUGUGGGUCUUCUUUCGAGUUAGUGGAGGAUUGUUCAACCCGGCUGUCUCACUCGGUCUUUACCUCAUUGGAGCUAUUGGAAUUGUUCGUGCAUCGCUGUGUUUCAUCGCACAAAUGCUCGCGGGAAUCUGCGCUGCUGCUGUAGUGCAGGCUAUAUUACCUGGGCCUCUCAAUGUUUCAACAACACUCGGUGCGGGUGUUUCAGCGGCGCGUGCCCGUAUCAUGCUCGCAGCCGAGAAGCACAAAGCCACCUUCCUCGCCCCCGUAGGCAUCGGCCUAGCCCUCUUCGUCGCCGAACUCGUCGGCGUCUUCUUCACCGGAGGCAGCCUAAAUCCCGCCCGCAGCUUCGGACCCUGCGUCGUCACCCUCAACUUCCCCAGCUACCACUACAUCUACUGGUUCGGGCCGAUCAUGGGCACCCUCCUCGCAUUCGCCAUGUACAAGAUUGUCACCCUCGUCGAAUACCAAACCAUCAACCCCGGCCAGGACUUUGACGACCACGAGGCCGCCCUCUUCAAACCCCCAGAGGACCCCGGUUUCGCUGCCGAAGUCGAACGCCCCAACGUCGCGGCCGUGGCUAUGCAACAGGCGCUCAAGCACGUCGCUAGCUUCUCCAACGAGCCUGCCUCGUCCUCGGGAGAACAGGCCCAGGGUAUCGAAGAGGUUAUUACGCAGGAUAAACACUCGACGCAUGGCGAGUCGCGCGAUAACACGCCCUCGCGCGAUACAAUGGCCAGUUGGACCGACGGCAAAAUGUCGCAAGACCUGCAGAGAGACGUCCUUGACCGAAAGGCUAGUCCUGGGGACUCUGGCCAUUGA
This is a messenger RNA of Plenodomus lingam JN3, 1182 nucleotides long. Lineage: Eukaryota; Fungi; Ascomycota; Dothideomycetes; Pleosporales; Leptosphaeriaceae. The record is from RefSeq and is a predicted model, not a curated record.